This is a messenger RNA of Stegastes partitus (bicolor damselfish), 855 nucleotides long. RefSeq names its product aquaporin-1-like. The coding region runs from base 1 to 780 and encodes 259 amino acids. Lineage: Eukaryota; Metazoa; Chordata; Actinopteri; Pomacentridae. The transcript is spliced from 4 exons. The record is from RefSeq and is a predicted model, not a curated record. Gene Ontology annotation, molecular function: water channel activity; carbon dioxide transmembrane transporter activity; glycerol transmembrane transporter activity. Gene Ontology annotation, cellular component: membrane. Gene Ontology annotation, biological process: renal water transport; carbon dioxide transmembrane transport; hyperosmotic response.
AUGUCAGAAGUCAAAAUGUGGGCAUUUUGGAGGGCAGUUCUGGCAGAGUUUGUGGGGAUGGUGAUCUUUAUUUUCAUCGGCCUCACUGCUGCAGUAGGCGACCAGAGCAGUUCUCAGCCCGACCAGGAGGUAAAAGUGGCGUUUGCCUUUGGUUUGGCCAUCGCCACGUUGGCCUACUGCAUCGGUCACGUCAGCGGCGCUCACCUGAAUCCCGCCGUCACCUUCGGCCUCCUGACCAGCUGCCAGAUGAGCGCCCUCAGGGCCUUCUUCUACGUGAUGGCCCAGCUGCUGGGGGCGGUGGCCGGCAGCGCCAUCGUGUACGGCGUCAGGCCAGAAGCCACAGAGUCACUGGGUGUGAACAAGCUGAAAGGAAUCAGCCCACGUCAAGGUUUUGGCACCGAGUUCAUGCUCACACUUCAGCUGGUCCUGUGUGUGCUGGCAGUCACUGACAAACGGCGUGAGUUCAGCGGACUUGCACCUCUGGCCAUCGGGCUCUCCGUAGUGCUGGGACACCUUGCUGGGAUCAGCUUCACAGGAUGCGGCAUCAACCCAGCUCGAUCCUUUGGGCCUGCAAUUAUCCUGGAGUCUUUUGAUGAUCACUGGGUGUUCUGGGCCGGACCGAUGAGUGGCAGUUUGGUGGCAGCGCUCCUGUAUAAUUAUCUACUAGCACCCAGAGACGAGCUCUUCGGUGGAAAAACAAGAGUGUCGUUCUGCUGUGGCUCAGUACCGGAAAAUGAAUCUGUUGAACCCCUUCUGGGUGGUGUUAGCGAUGCAGCCUGAUCAAAGGAGACAGUUUGAGUGGAAAGCAUUGCUCUGUGGCCUCGUCUCAAAUAAAAUACUGUUUCAACAUAAGAA